AUGCUUCAACCCACCCUAUUCUUCGCCAGACGAGUGGCCAGCCGUGGCUUCACUCCUUUGGUUUCUCAACGCUUCAAGACUUACUCCGAGCCUAGCACCAAGGAAAGUGAAAGGGCACCCUCAACCGCCGACGAACAUCGUAAAUAUCAAAAGGAGAAACCGUUGAAUCCUCAUCUGACGAACACAAACUCGACCAUCCACAAUGACUUGCCGUCAGUUGGUGCAGACAAGGCUCCGCCAGAGCUCAUUAGUUCGGUCGGCAAGAGCACAGCUCCAAAGGACCAUGUCCCUGAAAAUACGGACAGAAUGACUGGCGGAACACAAUCGGGUAGCCCAAGCAAAGUAAGCCCGACAGAAUAUGGCGUUGGUGAAAUGGAGGGGAUUUCGUUCAGAGUUGACCCCAUCCGUCGAAGUGGUGAAGACGUGACAACCAUGAGAGCAAGAUUAUUAUACCAAAGCAGGAAGCGAGGGACACUAGAGUCCGACCUCCUACUCUCCACCUUCGCGGCUGAAAACCUCUCCUCCAUGGACAAGGCUCAGCUCGAGCAAUACGAUCGGUUCCUGGACGAGAAUGACUGGGACAUUUAUUAUUGGGCUACUCAGUCACCAGCAAACACGCCUACAUCCCUCGAGUAUGCCGAAGGGGCAGUGAAUGAUACGAAGAGCGACGUAUCUGAGCAAACAACGCCAACAACCCAAGGACAGACGCAACAUCCUGAUACUUGGAGCCCAGGGUCUUCGACGAGUGGAGAGUGGGCACAGACAAUUGGACGAUUCAAACCUGCUUAUAGACCGGUUCCACAACGAUGGAAGGACAGUGAGAUAUUGAGCCGGCUACGAAAACAUGUCAGGGAAAGGAGCGCGGGAGGCGUCCUCGAAGACGUCAAUGCGCAGCCAAAAAGCAAAGGAAGUGGCAGCGGUCUUGGGCGGAUGCCAGAUGUACAGACUUUUUGA
Molecule: messenger RNA, 954 nt
Organism: Exophiala spinifera
Lineage: Eukaryota; Fungi; Ascomycota; Eurotiomycetes; Chaetothyriales; Herpotrichiellaceae
Exons: 2
Coding region: 1-954 (317 amino acids)
Biological process (GO): mitochondrial respiratory chain complex II assembly; mitochondrial electron transport, succinate to ubiquinone; protein-FAD linkage
Cellular component (GO): mitochondrion
Source: RefSeq, a predicted model, not a curated record